Molecule: messenger RNA, 396 nt
Organism: Batrachochytrium dendrobatidis JAM81
Lineage: Eukaryota; Fungi; Chytridiomycota; Chytridiomycetes; Rhizophydiales
Product: mitochondrial 37S ribosomal protein MRPS9
Exons: 3
Biological process (GO): translation
Cellular component (GO): ribosome; mitochondrial small ribosomal subunit
Molecular function (GO): structural constituent of ribosome; RNA binding
Source: RefSeq, a predicted model, not a curated record
CUCGAUGCAGAUGGUAGAUCUUACACUAUUGGAUCCAGAAAAACUGCCCGUGCACAAUGCUGGAUUGUUCCUGGAAAUGGUCAAGUCUAUGUCAAUGGCAUCCGACUUCCUGAAUACUUUCGCGAUAUGGUCAAUCGUGAAGUCAUUGUAAAACCAUUCGAGGUUGCCAAUUGUUUAAUGAAAUACAACACCUGGGCAAUUGUAUCUGGUGGUGGUCAUUCAGGCCAAGCUCAAGCUGUCGCUGUCGCUGUAGCUCGUGGCAUAGCAAUACAUGAUUCUACCAAGGAAAACUUGUUUAAAAAACUUGGAAUGCUCAUGAUCGAUACUCGCCAAGUUGAACGUAAAAAAACUGGACAGCCUGGUGCGAGAAAGAAGAACACUUGGGUUAGACGUUAA